AUGGGUGCCGACUUUGUUCUCUUCCUUUUCAUCCUCGUGGCCAUGUACUCGCUCUGGCUGUCGGGGAUCUUCGAGCUCUGCGCCUUUUUGAUAGCGCGAGCCAGAGCGCCCGCGCACGCGCACACCAACCCUUCCGAUGACAAGCCAUUGGAUAAGCAGGCCGACCUCAAGCAGGCUGACCAGGCUAACAUCAUCAAGAAUACCGAUGUCAAGCCCACCGAUCCCAAGCUGGCCGAUCGCAAGGCCUACGUCCUAAAGGCCUUGAACCUCAAGCCUUCCGACAUCGAGUCUUCCGUCGUCAAGACGUCCAACCCCAAGCCGUCAGUCGUCAAGACUUCCGACCCGAUCAAGUCGAAGAAAAUCGCGCGUGCUGAAACCAAGGUAUGUGAUCCGAUCAAGCUUCAAAGAGUCGAUUCUACUUAUGUCAAGCAGUCCAUCAUGGCCAAGCCCGGCGUCAAGCCUGGCUAUGUCAAGACGAUCCAGAUGUUCGACGCCAUUAUGGCAGACGCGCUCCUCGAAUACAUGAAGGCGCGCGUCUCGAAGCCUAUCCCCGUCGUCACAGCAGCCGCACCCCUCGAUGACACCAAGUCCGCGUCCAAGACUGCCGACGAUGCAAAAGCUGCCUCCUCCAACAUUGUUGACUUCAUCAACUCUGUUCCAAGUCCCGUCGCCGACGCCAGGGUCGCUCCCGACGCUGUCGGCGAUGCUAAACCUGCUUCCUCCAGCAUCGCUGACGCCCUCAACGCCAUUCCUGACACCGUCGACGACGCGAAAGCCGCUCCCGACACAGUCGACCCCAACACUCAAGCUGCUGCCACCCACAAGAUCACGAUCUCCGUCAGCUCGGUCGAGUCCUGGAACUCCAUCGGCUCCACCAUCGUCGAAGUCGACACCUCCACCCCCGUCACCAGCGAUGCCUGCCCCCGCCACUGGCUCUCCGCCAUCAAGCUCUCUCCCUCCGACCUCUCCCCGGCUCCCAUCCCCCCCACCUAUACCGAGUCCGCCGACGGCACAAUCUACCGCAACGGCCACGCUCACGGCGUCUCCACCGCCGCCCACAAGUCCGCUGUCGACUCCCUGCAGUCCUCCAUCCACCACCUCCGCAAGCUGAACUCGUCCAUGACCUCGGACCUCAGCGGCGCGCUCAACGUCGUCGCGUGGGAGGCCGACACGCGCGUCGCGGACCUCGAGCGGCUUCACCAGCAGGCGCUUGGCCGCGCGGAGAAGAGGGGUAACGCGAAUGCCACCGCGCGCCUGCUCGAGGAGCACAAGGACGUCGCCGCUUCGCUCGAGGAGAAGCACAAGGCGGCCAUGGCGGACCUGCGCGAGGAGCAGAAGACGACGGUGUGGACGCUGCUCAAGCACCACAGGUCGAAGAUGGCGUUCAUGGAGAUGGCGCAGAAGAAGGAGGUCGCCUUGAUCCGGGAGACGCAUCAGAAGGAGGUCGCGGCUAUUGAGGAGAGGCACCAGGGCGAGGUUGCCACCCUCAAGGAGACGCAUAAGCAGGAUGCUGUCGCCGUUCAGCGUGAGAAGGACGCCCAGAUCGCCUCUGUCACUGAACGUGUUGCUUCUCUUGAGGCAGAGGCUGCUGCCAAUGUCGGCAAAAUGCAAGCUGGAGACGACGUUGUCGCCGCUUUGGAGCAGACCAUCGCUGAGAAGAACACCGAGAUUGCCACCGUCACUGGCCGUCUCGCUUCUCUUGAGAAGGAGGUGUUGGCCAGCAUCGACUCCGUCAACACCGCGAGCGAGCGCGCCGUUGUCCUGCAGAAGACCGUGGAUGACAAGCAAGCUGAGAUUGACCGCAUCCUGUCGGAGGUUGUUAAAGAAGCCGAGUCUCACGAGGCUGAGGUCAAGUCGCUCCAGAAGAAGCACGACUCCGAUCUUGCUUUCAUCUUCUCCAAGCAUGAUAAGCUCGUCGCUGCCAUGAAGAGCGACCACAAGUCGGAGCUCCAGUUCCUCCUGUCGAAGGUUGAUGCGCUGGACGCCACCACGAAGAGCGACCAUGAGUCGGAGAUUGAGUCCCUGCGGUCGGAGUUCGAUGUGAAGGUCGCUGCCAUGGAGAAGAAGUACGACUCCCACAUUACUAACAUGGAAGUCGACCUCACUGCCUAUCUGGAGGCUCUCGACGAUGAGUGCGACGCCACUAACGCUUCCCACCAGGCGAGCAUCAACCGUCUUGAAGUCGUGGUCACAGAUGCUCUCAUCUCUCUCGACGACAGUUACACCUCGACUAUCGUCUUCCAUGAGUCCACCAUCAACAUUCUCGAGGUCGAACUCACUAAUGCCCUCGCUUCUCUUAAUGACGAGUGCAACUCAACCCUCGCUUCCCACGACGCCGGCCUCCGCAAGAUUGAAGCUGAAAUCCUGACUUCUCUCCAGUCGCUUGAUGAUGAGAGCACGUCCACCCUCGCCUCUCUCACGGCUAACAACCAGGCCGCUGAGAACACUGUCUUUUAUCAGGAGCUCGUCAGUCUGGAGCCCGUUGUCCCAGAGUGUGACACCCCCAAGCCGACCAACUGCAAGCUCGUCUUCCAGGAGGUCGCUGCCCUGGAGUCCGCCAGCCACAAGUCCAGCAGCAACGAGCGCGCUCAUCAAGAGCUCAGCGUUCAGGAGCCUGUUACUCAAGAGCCCAUCGUCGAAGAGUCUGACGAGCUGGAGUCCGCCGACCAGUCGAUCAUCGAUGACGACCUCCACUACCCAGCGGCUGGCAACCAGGACUUCGUCAUCUACCGCGACCCCAGUCCCAGUCCCGCCAACAGCAGCGGCACCGUCGUCCGCCACAGCUCGCCUUUCUCCUACGAGACCUCCCCUCUGGCUGCGCCUGAGCAGUACGAGGCCCGCCCCAGUCCCGUCCCUGCCUUCAUUGACCAUCCCACUCCUUUCACUGGCGUCUGGGCAACCCACGCCGCCCUCCAAAAUGCUCUCAGCAACGCGACUGCGGUCACCUCGCCCCCUCUUGGCGAACAGAAGGUCGGCUCUUUGCUCGAGGCAGCUCUCAUCAGCGAGACUGCCCCUAUCACCACCGCGCCUAAGCGCAACCCCUCUCCGACCAAGCAGAAGUUGGUCACGAAGGAAGAGUGGAAGGCCCUUGUCGCCAGCCUGAACGGCAGCGGUGAUCGCGACCGCGACCUCGCCGUCCGGUCCGCCGAAGCCGAAGCACGUCGCGCCGCAGAGCUGGCAGAAGAAGCUCAGGAGCUCGCCGAGGAGAACGACGAGGAAGACGUCCUAGCCGUCUACGAGCAGGACAACGCUGAGCCUUCCGUCUCCACUCCUCGUCCUCUCCCCGACCCCAGCAGCGCCUCCCCCUCCGCAGCGGACCUCCACACCGAGAACGCCGCCCUCCGCACCGAGAUCUCCCUCCUGCGCGAGCACAUCACCGCGCUGACCGCCACAAACGAGCACAACAGCGCCGCCUACCUCUCCGCCAAGGCCACCGCCGAGCACAACGAACGCGCCGCCACCGAAGCCGCAUCAUGCCUCGAGGCCCAGACAGACUUGGUCAACGAAGUCGAAGCCGAGCUCGUCGCCGCCUCCCGCGAUCUCGAGGCCACCGAGCAGCGCUGCGCCGCCGCCGAACAGCGCGCUGACCAGGCCGAAAAGUGUGCGCAGCAUUUCGAUCGCCUGCUCAGGAACGUCGCGCUCGACACGCUCUACCUGCAGCGGUUGGAGUGGAGUUCGCGGAGCCAGGCGGGGCAGGUAAGGCGGUUGUUGGAUCAGAGGGUGCCGCUUGAGAAUGCGGUGGCUAGGCUGCACAACGAGAACCUGCGGCUGCGUGCCUCGGCCGCGGAGACGCAGGCGGGCAGCGAUGCGGUGUUCGCGUACGCGGAGGAUGUCGCCGGCGGUAUGCUGGCCCUCCUCCAGCAGGCGGCGCGCUAUGGUGUUGUUAACGUCGCGACGCUGGCGGAGAAGACGAACGACGAGGUCGUCCGCGGCUUGGCCGAGUACAUGGGCGCCUUCAUCGAGGCCGCGAACAGCAACGUGCGCGAGGGACGGAAGCUGGUCGUCGCGAACAGAGACCUCGUUGCUGCUGCCGCGGCUGACCGCGACGCCAUCGACGCGCUGAAGGAGGAGGUCGUGCAGCUGAAGGACGCCCUGACUGACGCGCGGACGGAGGUCGAUGACGCGACGGUUGGCGAGCAGCUGGCGCAGGCCGAACUAGAGAAGGUCAAGGGCGUUGUCCCGGAGUUGAAGGCGGCGGCGGAUCGCGUCCCGGCGCUCGAGCGGAAGGUUGACGAUCUGCAGUACGCGCUGAACGAGGCGCGUGUCGACUCUGCGCCGGUUGAGUGGCAGGAGGUCGUCGAAGACAUGCAAAUGCAGCUCGCCGCCAAGCAGGCCUGCCUGGAUACUGUCACGAUCCGCCUCACUGCUCUGAACAACGUCGAUGCCGAACAUGCGCUAUGUGAGCGCCGUGAGAAGUCGGCGGAGGACCAGUGCGAGAUGAACCGUCGUAUCAUCUCUGCCUUGGUCAAGCGCAACCACAGGCUGAUCGAGGAGCUCACCCUGACCCGCGAGCGUGCGGGACUGCCCAAGGGCACUUACAUGAUCUACAACUUCACAGAGAACGAGUUCAACAAGGUCGUGUUGAGGGCUAUGCUGAUGCGCCUGGCUGAUAUGCACAGGUACGAUCUGAUGGAGGAGGACUUUGCCUUCUGCGAUGAGCUGGACCGCAUCCUGGACCAGCCGAUUGAGGAGACGGAGGUGCAGCCGCUGGAUCGUGAGUUCACUGCGGCGGAGAACAUCAUGGAUGGAGUGUUGAGUAAGAUCACGACUGUGUGUAAGGAUCUGCUGGAUGGCGAGAAGGACGGCGAGAAGAUCAAGCACCGUGGCCUCGGCGAGAAGGCUGUCACUGACAGCGAGGAGUCCUGGGAGCCGCUCGACUUGUCGAUUGACCCAGAAGACGAGAAGGAGAACAGUGAGAGGUUCGAGGCAGAGCAAGAGAGGCGGAAGAAGGCGACGGAGGAGCUGCGAGCGGCGUUGUUGAAGGCAGAUGAGGAUGAUCAGAUCCUCGAGGAGGAGUCUUUCUAA
Messenger RNA from Lasiodiplodia theobromae, 5025 nucleotides. RefSeq names its product Zip1 protein. Bases 1 to 5025 code for a protein of 1674 amino acids. The transcript has a single exon. The record is from RefSeq and is a predicted model, not a curated record. Lineage: Eukaryota; Fungi; Ascomycota; Dothideomycetes; Botryosphaeriales; Botryosphaeriaceae.